ACAUCGCCGUCUGCGCACGAGCGCUCUCGCUAGCAUCGCGCCCCGCGUAUAUAUACAGGUCGCAUCGGCGGCGCGAGCUAAUAGAGGAUUUUCGGGGAGCUAAACAUGCAGCAGGGAUUGGCCGCGCUCCUGCUCCUGGUAGCGACGGCGGCGUGCGCGUGCGCGUCCCCGGCCGCCUCGGCGUUCGCGGGAGACGUCCGCGUCGCGCUGAAGCACGUCGACGCCGGGAAGCGGCUGUCCAGGCCCGAGCUCAUCCGGCGCGCCGCGCAGCGGAGCAAGGCGAGGGCGGCCGCGCUCUCCGCGGUGCGGAGCCGCGGCGGCCGCUUCUCCGGCGCGAGCGAGCAGCGGGAGGCGUCCCGCGGCACGCCGGUGCGCCCGUCGGGGGACCUCGAGUACGUCGUCGACCUCGCCAUCGGCACGCCGCCGCAGCACGUGUCGGCGCUGCUCGACACCGGCAGCGACCUCAUCUGGACGCAGUGCGCGCCGUGCACCAGCUGCCUCGCGCAGCCGGACCCGGUGUUCGCGCCGGCCCAGUCGGCGUCGUACGAGCCCAUGCGGUGCGCCGGCCCGCUCUGCUCCGACAUCCUGCGCCACGGCUGCCUGAGGCCCGACACGUGCACCUACCGGUACAACUACGGCGACGGGACGACGACCAUGGGCGUCUACGCCACGGAGCGCUUCACCUUCACGUCGUCGUCCGGCGACGUGCUGGACGUGCCGCUCGGGUUCGGGUGCGGCUCCCUGAACGUCGGCAGCCUGAACAACGGCUCCGGCAUCGUGGGCUUCGGCCGGAACCCGCUCUCGCUAGUGUCCCAGCUCAACAUCCGCCGCUUCUCCUACUGCCUCACUCCCUACGCCAGCGGCAGGAGGAGCACCCUCCUGUUCGGGUCCCUGGCCGACGGCGUCUACGGCGACGCCACCGGCCCCGUGCAGACCACGCCGCUCCUGCAGAGCCCCCAGAACCCGACCUUCUACUACGUCCACCUCACGGGCCUGACCGUGGGCGCAAGGCGGCUGCGGAUACCGGAGUCGGCGUUCGCGCUCCAGCCCGACGGCUCGGGCGGUGUGAUCGUCGACUCCGGCACGGCGCUCACGCUGCUCCCGGGCGCGGUGCUCGCGGAGGUGGUGCGGGCGUUCCGGGUGCAUCUGAGGCUGCCGUUCGCGAACGGAAGCAGCCCCGACGAUGGGGUGUGCUUCAUGGUGCCGGAGGCCUGGCGGAGGGCGUCGUCGACGACGUCGCAGGUGCCGGUCCCGAGGAUGGUCUUCCACUUCCAGGGCGCGGACCUCGACCUGCCGCGGCGCAACUACGUCCUGGACGACCACAGGAGGAGCCGCCUGUGCCUCCUCCUGGCGGACUCCGGCGACGACGGCUCGACGAUCGGCAACCUGGUGCAGCAGGACAUGCGCGUGCUCUACGAUUUGCAGGCCGAGACCUUGUCGUUCGCUCCGGCGCAGUGCUGACGCGCGACAAAGUAGAAGGCCGGGGGAGUUGACCAUGCAAAUGCAAGUCAGCCCAUACUGGGCUGCACGCAUAAGGGCUGUAGUAAUAACUGGGUAGCCAGUGGCCCACUGGACUUGAAGUUGGGCCAGUUGAUAAGCCCAUGAUUAAGAUUUCUGUAUUCAGAAGGAAAAAGUCUACUUUACUUCCUUCAACUAUCGCAAAAAUAUGAUUUUCCUCCUUCAACUACAAAA
Molecule: messenger RNA, 1692 nt
Organism: Panicum virgatum (switchgrass)
Lineage: Eukaryota; Viridiplantae; Streptophyta; Magnoliopsida; Poales; Poaceae
Product: aspartic proteinase nepenthesin-2-like
Exons: 1
Coding region: 106-1461 (451 amino acids)
Biological process (GO): proteolysis
Cellular component (GO): extracellular region
Molecular function (GO): aspartic-type endopeptidase activity
Source: RefSeq, a predicted model, not a curated record